Molecule: messenger RNA, 4719 nt
Organism: Vespula pensylvanica (western yellowjacket)
Lineage: Eukaryota; Metazoa; Arthropoda; Insecta; Hymenoptera; Vespidae
Gene: Dop1R2
Product: dopamine receptor 2-like
Exons: 3
Coding region: 241-1740 (499 amino acids)
Biological process (GO): adenylate cyclase-activating adrenergic receptor signaling pathway
Cellular component (GO): membrane
Molecular function (GO): G protein-coupled receptor activity
Source: RefSeq, a predicted model, not a curated record
UGCUUUGAUCCUUAGUCCAAAAGUCGAGCGUUCGUUCUCGAUCUUACUAGGAAGAUAAAGGAAGCGGAAAGGAUUCUAAGCAUAUCUCGUCAAAGAUGAGAAAGCGGACGACGAGAUCGACAAGAAGAGGGAAGAAAGUAAGGACGGCGAUCCCGACGACCUGACGCUCGUAGCCGAGACGCUCGACGAAGGCUGACGGAUCUGGAGGAGAAUCAGGAGGAAGCCGUGGAGGAACGAAAGAUGAACGAGAGCGAGAUUUAUCUGCUCGAGUGGGAAGAAGAGGCAGAAGCUAGGGAACCUAGCGGCGAACUCAAUAGAAGCUUUUACAACGCUAGUCGUGGCAAUCGCAGCUACGAAGAUUUCUGGGAAUUAGCAAGCGAUCGUGCUGGACUCGCGGUGGUUCUCUUUCUCUUCUCCGUGGCGACAGUUUUCGGUAACAGCCUCGUAAUCCUUGCUGUCAUCAGAGAAAGAUACCUUCACACGGCGACCAAUUAUUUCGUUACGUCGUUGGCCUUUGCCGAUUGCCUCGUAGGCCUGGUCGUCAUGCCAUUCAGCGCGAUUUACGAAGUUCUCGAGAAUCGAUGGCUUUUCACGACCGACUGGUGCGACGUUUGGCGUUCUCUCGACGUACUCUUCUCGACGGCCUCGAUCUUGAACCUCUGCGUGAUCAGUUUGGAUCGUUACUGGGCCAUCACCGAUCCGUUUACCUACCCAAUGAGGAUGAGUAGAAAACGCGCGGCUAUAUUGAUCGCGAUCGUUUGGAUUUGUUCAAGCGCGAUAUCUUUCCCAGCUAUAGCUUGGUGGAGAGCAGUCAGAACGGAGGAAGUACCGGAGGACAAGUGUCCCUUCACCGAACAUCUCGGUUACUUGAUAUUCUCCUCGACGAUUAGCUUUUAUUUACCGCUCUUCGUUAUGGUCUUCACCUAUUAUAGGAUCUAUCGAGCCGCCGUGAUACAAACGAGGAGUCUCAAGUUGGGUACGAAACAAGUGAUGAUGGCCUCCGGCGAGCUGGAACUUACUCUUAGGAUACAUCGUGGUGGUGGUGGUGGUGGUGGUGGUGGUGGUGGUGGCGGCGGCGGCGGCGGCGGUGGCAGUGGCGGCGGCGGCGGUGGUGUUAGCACUGGCGGAGCAAGUACGAACGUGGAUCCGAGGCAUCUCUUUCGUACGGCUUCGAGCACGCCGGAAGAUCUACAAGAUCUCGAGGAACCUCUUACGGCUCUUCACAAUAAUGGAUUAACCAGAGUACCUUCCACGAGGAUCAACAACAAGCAACAUCUCGGCAAAAACUUUUCCUUGUCACGCAAACUCGCUAAAUUUGCGAAGGAAAAGAAAGCCGCGAAGACUCUUGGCAUCGUCAUGGGAGUCUUUAUCGUUUGCUGGUUACCCUUCUUCGUGGUGAAUCUAUGGUCGGGUUUCUGCGCCAGGUGUAUCUGGCAAGAGGAGAUUGUUUCUGCUGCCGUCACGUGGCUCGGUUGGAUCAACAGCGGCAUGAACCCAGUUAUAUACGCUUGCUGGAGCAGGGAUUUUCGGAGAGCUUUCGUACGGAUAUUGUGCGUAUGUUGUCCAAGACGAAUGAGGAGGAGAUAUCAGCCAGCGUUCCGGUGUAAACCUAGUCAGUGCGUUUCCGGAAUGGGAACGAGCGGACAGACAAGUAGCGUUAGUUAUAGCAGCGUUAGUCAAAGCAGCGAUGGUGGUGUCUGCAUGUCUGGAAGUGGUCUACCUAAUACUGGCGGAAUGUGACGUCACCCAGGGGCCCGUUCGGGGCCACGACGAGAAAGAGCGAUACGUUUCCGUGAUGCGUGAUACUUCUGGUCACUCGUAUAGACAGAUCUAAACAUAUACAUAUGUAUAACGUGCGUUAAGGAUCUUACAAAAAAAAAAAAAAGAAAAAAAUGAUCAGCUAGGUGGGACGUACGACGAGGAAAGGGAACAAGAUCUCACUAUGCUGCGUCCGAAAGAUGUACAGCAAAUUGCGUUCAUAUAUAACUAUAGGUAUACAGAUACAUAAAUUAGUAUAUUAACGAUAUAUGCAAAGUUCACAUUAUCUUUUUGAUUAAUACUUUUUCUCCAUUUCACUUUCUCUCGUCUGCUUUAGUUUCUAUAUUUUCCUGCAUCUACUCAACGUAAUAAGUUCAUUCAAAGCUGACAACAGACCAGUUUUAAAUGUCGCGAUAUAAAAAGCAAUGAAAAUAAAAGAAGGUGAGUUAAGGAGACACUCCAAAGGAAAGAACUUUUCGUUUGCUUCUUGCUUUCUUACGUAUUUCUCACCUUUUUCUCUCUAUCUCUCUUUAUCUCCCUUUUUCCUCGAGUAUCGUUAAAUAUUUACGCAGUAGAUAAUUGUUACGCUACGUUUAAAAAUCUUAAGAUCAGUAUUAAAAGCCCAAAGUCGGUAACAUCAGGAAGAAUCAUUCAUUUACAAAUUACGAUCUCUUCGCCGUUCACGAGCGGUUGAAAAAUUCACGAUUAGGUAUAUAUUAUACAUUUCUCUAAAUCUAUAAUGAACAUAAUAAUCAUCAUUGCAUACGCAUUGACACGCAUCUGUAUAUACAAGCAGAUAUAUUCGGAGCGAAUCUAAUACAUAUAAUCAAUAUAAUAUGUAUUAUCGUGUGCUACGUAAUGCACAAUUAGAAAGCAAUUUUUGAUAUCCAAAAAAAAUGAACGGUUCUCUAGAGCUUUGGAUACUUUUUACGUAAAAAAUUUUUGAGACACGCGAUACAAAAGGAAAAAAAAAUAAAAAAAAAAACAAAUAUCUCGACUAUUUUAGUCCAAAGACUCGUAAAUUUUUGUCUCUUUCAUAUCCCUUACAAUUAAACCUUACAAUUAAAAAUGUAAAAAAUGAAACUUCACGUCAGCGAUUUCCGAGACGAGAAAUAAAAGAAAUAUAGAAAAUAAAGUGAGACUUCUUAAUCGAUAAAAUGCAAGACCUACAAAAAUAAUUAGUUUAGAAAUUUAUAAAUAACCAUUUGCUCUACUUGCAUAUCUGAAGUACGUUGCGUUAGAUAUAACGAUUCAUAGAAAUAUUCGGAUGCAAAGGUACGCGUGAAAGUGAGGAUGAAUUCAGGUGAUACCUUAGUAUCCGAAUAUUUUUCUCCGAGUCACUGUAAACGCAUCAGAUCUUUGGAGUGUGUCCUUCGUCGAAUCAUUCCUCUCUAACUCCUGAUUUUACGACUAAUCUUCGUACAUGGUAUAACGUCCGGCAAAAUCUAUGAACGAAAAUCAAAGACGUCAGACGAAAUUAACCGUUUAACUGUUACGGGAUAUAAAGGUAUAAAGCAGGAGAAAUAAUUACUUUGAACGACGUUAUUUAUCUAUUCUAAUUAAAAAAGAAAGAUAUGUAUAUCAUCAAAUGAAGUCCACGAGAUUAAGUUUUGUCGUAAAUUGAUUUCAGGAUUGCGACAAGAAGCAGCUCAUAGAUUUCUCAUUACGUGUUAGGGGAAAAGAAAAAAAGAAAAAAAGAAAAAAUAUUCGAUCAAGAAAAAACUCUAAUCCUAUAAGAGAUUCACGUAUCUCGGAUAAUAUUACACGAAAUAUUUCUAGUCACAUGAAAAAAAGAAUAAAUUAUAAAAGACUGCAACGUGUACCUUUAUAAAUUAUACAAUCAUAAUGCUAUUACAAUUAGUUUUCUUGAAUGUUACAAUCUAUAAUCUCUAUGCAAGUCUGUAAAUACUCCACUAUUUAUUUAAGGUAAAUUGUAAUAGAUCAUUGAAAUGUAUGUAAUAAAUUAUACAUAAAUUAACGCGAAAAUGAUAAGUGGAAGAACUUAACGUGACUGAAAAUUAAUAAAUGAAAUAAAAAGCCAAAAACCACCAAAAAGCACAACCUUCCAUUACAUUUGCUUUAAAACAGACGAUAAAAACAAUUACGAGACAAAACCCAUUCAAAGUCUUCCUCGAUUUGGCAAACUACGGGCGAUUAUAUGUACGUAAUUAUACAAUUUUAUUGCAGAUUAUCCCAUCGGUAUUAUCUUAAAGUUCCUUUUUGUUUUAAGCAGUUAAAAAAAAAAAAUUAAUUUAAUUUUUUCAUUUAAAAUAGAAUUAAUAUAUAUAGAUAUAGAUAUAUAAAAUCACCCGUAUGAAUGUAAUUGCCGAUGUCGUAAUCUUGGAUCAGUAUUGUCGUGCAUUUCAGUUAUUUCGUGUUCAUCGUUAAACAAAAACAACUGUAAACAAUGUUUAUCUAUUUUUCAUAUAUCACCAAAAAUGUGAUCUGAUAACCAGUAUCCAAGUUAUGAAAUCUGACAAAAGCACAAUUAUUAUAAUUACAACUCUUUUACUACUAAAUUAAGAGAAAAAAAAAAUCUAUAUUGCCAUCGACACAAGUAAUAACGUGUCAUUAUUUUCAACUUAAAAAUGUUAACAAUAAAAAACUAAACUAAACUAAACGUUAUACUGUCGUGGUCAACAGAACUGGAAUAAAAGAUCAACUGCUGACAGUUCUGACAAUGUAAAAUUGUAAACAGUCAUAAAUUAUGUACAAUAGAAUACUUUUUACCUUGGAAACCACGGUGUUUCCUUGGCUGUAAAUAUCCUAUAGAUAGUGGGAGGAACGAAAAAUAUUAUAACUUAAAUUUCUAAGCGACUGGCACAUAAUCGAAAAAAAAAAAAAUAGAAUCGCUAUGACUCACGAGCAAGAACCGUGUUGGUAAGACCACUUAAGUACCUCUAAAAGAAAAUGUCUCUAAUAUGCUGUCCUUUAUAAUAAAUACAUAUAUGCAGUUAUUAA